Molecule: messenger RNA, 1006 nt
Organism: Puntigrus tetrazona (Sumatra barb)
Lineage: Eukaryota; Metazoa; Chordata; Actinopteri; Cypriniformes; Cyprinidae
Exons: 7
Coding region: 69-890 (273 amino acids)
Source: RefSeq, a predicted model, not a curated record
CCUGUAGUUUUAAGCUUCUUAAACGGCCUAAAAUGGCAUUAUAGCCCGCCUUACAUCUAAAAGUGGAGAUGAAGCCUCACACCGGCGUCGUUAGACCUAAAAUUAUGUCACUUCCAGCUGAAGCUCAUCUGAUAAUACAGGACAUUACAGACGCGCGACCCAGUUAUCGUACAAACUACAAAUCCAGUCCUCCGGUGUCUGGGUGCUCCACGGCUUCUGAAUCCAGACCGAAUAUCGUGUCAGCAAGACAAAAAUACCAAUUCAGUCCAAGCGUUAUAGAUUCAAGGGAUCUAAUGCCGCUCAGUGUCAGCUCUAUUACUGAAGGGCCUCUGCUUCCGUUGUUAGCCAAAAAUCGCUCAGCAGUCACCAAACGUACCUCACAAAACCACGUGUUUGAAAGUGAUAUUUCUGACCGGCAUUUUUUAUUUGAUAAACGAUGGAAAAAUGGAACUUACACCACUAAUGGCAUUGAAGAUGAUGUUCUGAUGAACCACAACCAUACAAAUCCACUCUCUCAGGAUUUUCAUGUUUAUCGCUCUCACAAUUUAACCAAAUUUUCCCACCGCAAAGAACUCUGCCCGCGCGAGCCAAGACCACUUAUUUGCGGGACUGAUUAUCUGACCUCACUUCCAUCAGUUCUGUUACCAGCCACUACCCCAUCUAUCAGUGGACCACUCUGUUUUUCACAAAACUAUAAAAACAGAUUAAGGAUGAAAAACAGAGUGCACAAUCUCUUCUCUGAUGGCGCUAACAACAAAACCUGUGGGCCGGUGAUUGUUUUUCAGGCCAGUCGUACCCUGAUCCACACCUGGGUGCCUCGGCCUCUUUUGUUCAGAGGCUCACAGAGAUUUCCUCUCUGGAAGCAGAGACAGUCCGGCAGGAGAGGAUGAGGAGACUCAAAAAAAUCAAUAGGCAGGACUCUUAAUCGGAGUUCAUUAGCCAAAGAGGAAACGCUUGACUCCUGAUAUUACAACUGUGCCAAGAUGGAGUAAAUAAAAGUCAAGAA